AUGCAAAGUUUCGUUUUCUACUCCAUUCUCUUCUUCGCAACGGUGAUGUUUGUAGAAGCUUUGCCCACACAUACCAAACUUCCACUCGUAAGUGAUUUUUCUCUGCAUAAUUUUUCUAUUCAAUUUUUGAAUUGCUGAUUUUAUAGAGAAAAAACAAAUAAACUACUUCAGAAAGAACUAUGUGCGACAUACAAGAAAAAAUGCGAGACCAAAUUCAACAGGAACGAUUGCGAUCAAAGAGAAAUCGAAUGUUUCAACUACGCCAAUCAAGGAAUUGAAACGACGUGGAGUUUUUGUGAGUUUCAAUUGAUUGGUUGGGAGAUUGUUCGAGGUAGCUCGAGGUUCUCAUAUUUAUCGCAGCAAAGAUCCCUUUUAAGUUUUAGUUCAGACCGUGUCUAAUCUUUCAACAUUAAAAAACCCUAGCAGGAAAGCCUUUUUGAGUGAGUUUAUUAGAAGUUCUGAAUCUCUUUUUUAAUAACAGUUCACGAAAACAAUUUCAACUCACUCGUCUCGAAAUUUCUAUUUCAAAACAUUCAGUGCUCAAUUUAAAACCUGAAGACUCCAAGUUUAUCAAUAUGAAGUUGUGUUAGGGACGCUUCAUCUUCUAGGAAAAAGAAACGUGCUCACUUAUUGAAAAUGUUUUCAGCACUUUCGAACAAAAUAAUAAGAAAGUUUUCAAGUGAAAGUUUUGAAAGCUUGUAAAAUUCGGUGAAUUUGAAAAAAAAACUUCAAAAAAGGAGAGACCGCUGCAGCAGGAGGCACGCGCGAGCUUUCAGAGAGUCUGAGAUGCUUUAGUUCGUCUUGGAUCAAAAAUUUUGAGUUUUAAAAAUUUUCUCAUUGUUUAGUCCAUUACAAAUCUUAUAUCUAAGCAAAUAAUUGAAGGCAUGCAACAGAACAACGACGAAUUGGAGACGUGCGAAAAACGGCUGAAAAUCGACUUCCAGAUCAUCAAAGAAUGGGUACUGCGCGAUCAGUUCGCCUUUGUCCCCAACUGA
Molecule: messenger RNA, 995 nt
Organism: Caenorhabditis auriculariae
Lineage: Eukaryota; Metazoa; Nematoda; Chromadorea; Rhabditida; Rhabditidae
Source: the annotation of a GenBank genome assembly